AUCGCUCGUUCUGACUGAUCGGAAAAAUAAACAUGAAAGAACUGUAAAAAGAUAAGCCACAAAAGUUCAGUUUCUACUACGCAUCACUAAGAUGGACAGGACGGCUGCGGCGACCGAUCUACAGCACUACUAUCUGGAACUAUCGCCGGAUCCAAUUCGAUUCGACGCCGUCAGCCAGUUGACGAAUGUAUUCUUCGACGAUGCCAAACAGCAGGUUUUUGCGGUCCGUUCCGGAGGAGCCACCGGCAUUGUGGUCAAGAGUGCGACUGAUGCCCAAAACAUAUCCUUCUGCAUGGAGGACCGUGGUACGAUUCGGUCGAUAAAAUUCUCCCCGGACAAUCAGAUUUUGGCCAUUCAGCGGAACGAAACGUCCGUCGAGUUUGUGCCGUUCACCACCGGGGGAGUAACGCAACAGCUUCAGCCACUGGUGCAGGAUAUGUUCAUCCAUCAUGGGAAAAACAGCAUCUACGGGUUUGUUUGGGUUCAGGAAAGACAGGUGGCGCUGAUUUCCAAUGCCGGAGUGGAAAUCCACUUGCUCAAUUUGGACAAAAAAUCACUCAAGUCGGUAAAAUCUCUCAACAUGACCGUAAACUGGUUCAGCUUUUGUCCGACCUCGAAUUUUGCACUACUAUCGGCGAACAUGGGCACGAUUUUGACACCGAUUCUACUGAAAGCUUCGACUAUUACCAAGCUUCCUCGAUUAGAGCUGGGAACCGGGCAGAGUUGCUCGGGUCGGGAUGUAACUUUGGCUCAGCUCCAUGGAACGAAUGCGAUAAUGAUUCUGAAGCAGCUUCAAAACCGACAGUUUGAAGUUGUGAUCUAUUUGUUGAACGGUCCUGGGCUGGCCCCUAGGAAAUCGCACAUUCUGCGACUAGGUCAAAAUGGACGGUUUGCUAUGAACAUCGUCGAUGAUGUUAUAGCAGUUCAUCAUCAAGCUACGGCCACCUCGAUGCUGUUCGAUAUUGCGCUCGGGGGAGUGGAGACAGAACCGGGUUCGGGGGCCAUCAUUCAUCAACCGAUAAUCCCAGCCAAGACCAUCAAACCGUUUUCGUUGGAAGUUCCAAGCAUUUCUCUCGAUGGCCAGACGAUGAAUUGUGAUCUUUAUUCCCAGCAUUGGGUCCUUUUUCAACCGAACAUAGUGAUCGAUGCUAAAUUGGGAUGUCUGUGGUAUGUUCAAUUGAAGCUGACUACUCUAUGCACAUUGAUCACGGAUCGGCUUCGUUUGGUGGAAUUUCUUCUUCAACGCACCGAAGGCAAAUCUGUUCUGCUGAAUGUAGUCAAAGAAAUGAUGACAACCAACUACAGCGGAACGAUGCUACCAAUAAUAGAAAGCAUCUUCAACAAACUUAACUCACUGUACAAGACCGUCUUGGACAGUGAAUUGCAAAGUCAGAUGGCUCUAUUGGCACUCACCAUCAAGUCUCAGCCGCAAAAAACCAUCUCAACACCCCGGGUUAUAAUCGAUCAAUCGGACAUGUAUACGGUAGUAUUUGCCACCAUGAGCGAAUACGAACAACUUGGCAAAAUUUUGCUGCUCUAUCUACAUUCCCUAGCCCGGCACGGAAUAACGCCAAGCCACGAGCUGAGCAAACAGAUAGUGAUCGAUCUUGUAAAACACAAGCAGUUCGUCACCCUGGAACAGUUGCUGAAGUAUUCCGCCCUAAAUGAAUCCAAACCGCUAGCUUGCUUUCUGCUGUCGCUAUCCAACUCGGAUCCAUCGAUAGCGCAGAUGGCCCUGGACAUGCUUGCCCGGCUGAAUGCCCACGAAAUUAUCCUGGAAGUGCUGCUUGAGAAGGGUCAGGUCAUUGAAGCGCUCCGCAUGGCUAAGGAGCAGCUACCGAAUGGGGCCGAUAGUCUGCCCGCCCGAAAAUAUCUGGAAGCUGCGUUUAAAACGAACGAACCACUCAUUUUCCACUCUGUGUAUAGCUUCUUCCAGGCGAAGAACGUUCGACUUCGGGGGUCUCCGGAUUUUUUGAAACGUUAAUGAACAAUGUGGAGAGUACGUGCAACAUUACCAAAAUUUGAUUACUUCACAAUGUCUGUAGCUAAGGUAAGUGAACCUGUGUUUGUUGUAUUUCUGCGAUAAUUAUGAUUCAUAUACGCUAUAAAGGAGAUGAUUUAUUUAAACCAUA
Messenger RNA from Uranotaenia lowii, 2132 nucleotides. RefSeq names its product regulator of MON1-CCZ1 complex (gene Bulli). The record is from RefSeq and is a predicted model, not a curated record. The transcript is spliced from 4 exons. Lineage: Eukaryota; Metazoa; Arthropoda; Insecta; Diptera; Culicidae. Gene Ontology annotation, cellular component: late endosome membrane; lysosomal membrane; Mon1-Ccz1 complex. Bases 92 to 1984 code for a protein of 630 amino acids. Gene Ontology annotation, biological process: regulation of autophagy.